ACGUGCUCGCAAACCUUUGGGAUGAAGACGACGUUUUUUUCCAUUGCUCGGAGCGCGCGGCUGUUUUCAGUGUGGCCCCAGUGAUUCGCAUUCCAAAGGAGUCACGGCGAUGGACGAUCAAGCGAGGGCGGCGCGGCCGCAGGAAAGACACUCGGGUUCCCGCCAGGCGUCCCACCAUGGGUCCCUCCAGGGUUCCCAACAUGGUUCCCGCCAGGUGUCGCAUCGGGGCUCUACGCACGAGUCCAGCUACGGGUCAGCUCGUGCUCUGGAUGCUCCACCACCCAUGCAAGUUCCCAUGCAAGUCCCUCUGCAGGGUACUCAAAUGAUGCCUCCUGGGCCGUGGCCUCCGGCUCCAUAUUACAGCCAGGAGGGUAUGGUGCCUCCACCACCGCCUCCGUCGCAACACAAGAGAAGUGUCGAGAGUCAAGCGAAAGCGAAGAGCAAGAAAAAGGGCACCAAGAGCCACCGCAAGAGCGGCGCUGUGAGGCACGGAGGAGACGCCCCAUCAGGACCUCCUCAAGACAAAGAAGCCAUGGAGAAACUCAUUGACCGUAACCGCGAGGCAUUGGAAGCAGCCAAUAAAAAGAAACAGCUUAUGGCUCAGCGCCUUAACACGAAGGGAUACGGUCUCUUGGGCGAACGCUACUACACCCUGCCGUCGUACAGCGCCAUGAUCUUGGUGUGCAUCUGGAUCUCGCUGAUAUCUGGAAUUUCCAUCCUGGUCUUCGGCCUGAUGUUUCGCGUGUUCGUGCAAGCGACUCCGUUUUUCUACCUUUCCCUGGGGACCAGCUCCAGUCUCCUGGCUCUGGCGGGAUUCCUGACCGUCUUUCGCAGCAAGCAGCCGGGCUCCGGUCUGGUGCCCUGAGUGCCGCUGUAACGAAUGCUGCUGCUUCACUCGGUCGCUGCCCUCGUCCGCUGGACCGUCCUGACGCCCGUGCGUGGAUAUUGAAUAAAAUGGUGUCCCUUAGUACCAAAAA
Ornithodoros turicata is the source of this 977-nucleotide messenger RNA. RefSeq lists its product as uncharacterized. Lineage: Eukaryota; Metazoa; Arthropoda; Arachnida; Ixodida; Argasidae. The coding region runs from base 110 to 865 and encodes 251 amino acids. The record is from RefSeq and is a predicted model, not a curated record. The transcript is spliced from 4 exons.